AUGAACAGGACUUACCCGCAGAGUGUUGAUACGGCUUCAUUGGGUUCAGCAAAAUCACAUCUCACUGAUAAGAAAGGUACUACUCAUGACCAACCAGACUGCUGUAGAAGGUGUUUUGCAUGGAUCCCUUGCACUCGACGAUGCAUCUGUGUAUCUGCCAUUAGUCUUAUUAUAUUUGGUAUAAUCAUUGCUAUCAUCGCAUUGGUUGUGACACUUGGCAUUCCUCCUCCUACCCCAGUUAUUCGUUUAUGUGUGACUACCAGUAAUCAGACAGGCUUUUUAUGUGAUAACAGAGAGACCUGCAUUCCAGCCAGCGAAGUUUGUGACACAAGAAAAAAUUGUGCAAAUGGGGAAGAUGAACUAAAGGCAUUAUGUAGUGAUUUGCCAAAAAAUCUUCCUGGACACUUGAUAUUUUAUUGCAGCAAUCACAGGUUUUGGAUCUACGCAGACAGAAGAUGUGAUGGGUUUAACGACUGUGGAGAUUGUUCUGAUGAAAUAGGCCCACGAGCCAGCUGUCCUCCUUGUGGAUCUAAGUCAUGGAGUUGUACCAUGGUAGUCUUCCAUGAUUAUUGUACUUGCAUCCCUAGAAGUCUUUGCCGAGAUGGAAUACAACACUGCUCUGACUGGUCUGAUGAAUACUUGUGUACAAGAUAAGCAGAUAAAGACACUGGAGAAGAUAAAAAGAGCAAUUCGUUGAGAACCAUGCUGUUGUGGAAUUGCAAAUAACUUUAAAGGGACUUCACAAAAAAUGUUUUAUGCGGUGUGGAUAUGCUCAUCUAUCAGUUGUUGCUGCUCUUCAUAGCAUUUGCCCUGCUUGGUUGCAGGGUCCAC
Molecule: messenger RNA, 831 nt
Organism: Python bivittatus (Burmese python)
Lineage: Eukaryota; Metazoa; Chordata; Lepidosauria; Squamata; Pythonidae
Gene: LDLRAD1
Product: low density lipoprotein receptor class A domain containing 1
Cellular component (GO): plasma membrane
Molecular function (GO): protein binding
Source: RefSeq, a predicted model, not a curated record